CCAACCAGCAUCAACAAACAACAACAAUGGCAGAACAACCUCAGUCGGCUUUCUCAGGGAGCGAAUUCUUUGAGAAGGAGCGUGCUCGUCUCGUUGGAGAGAUUGGCCAGAGCAUGGAGCAGAUCAUUACCAACUUGAACCUCCUGAAUCGCAAUCUCGAGGGUGUCGUCGCUGUUGGAAAGGAGUUUGAGAGCGUGUCAACGCUAUGGCGCAUUGCAAGUGACUCCACAAGGUCCACAGCCAAGGAGCCGACCGAGGGGUAGUAAGGGG
Saitoella complicata NRRL Y-17804 is the source of this 270-nucleotide messenger RNA. RefSeq lists its product as uncharacterized. The transcript has 2 exons. The record is from RefSeq and is a predicted model, not a curated record. Bases 27 to 263 code for a protein of 78 amino acids. Lineage: Eukaryota; Fungi; Ascomycota; Saitoellomycetes; Saitoellales; Saitoellaceae. Gene Ontology annotation, cellular component: mitotic spindle; DASH complex; spindle microtubule.